AUGAAAUUCACUUGCAGGAACAACUUUAUUUAUAAGCCUGCUCUGCUUCUGUUAUGUUUAACCUUCGAUGCUUGUAUCUCCAUGGCGUCUCAUGUUAUCUCCGCAGGCCAAUCUCUUUCUAGGAACCAGACAAUUACCUCUCCAAGUGGCCAAUCCAAAACUGAAAUUUGUCCAACUCAUUCUAUGGUAACGGUUUCUCAUUCCACCGUAGCAAUGCUACUUGACAAUGGGAACUUUGUCAUAACAGACGCAUUUAAUUCAUCUGUUGUUAUAUGGCAGAGUUUUGAUCACCCAACUGAUACUUGGCUUCCAGGAGGGAAGCUUGGACAUAAUAGGCUUACGAAAGAAAAACUAAGUCUUACUCCAUUGAGAAACCCACAAAAUCCAGCACCUGGCCUCUUUCCUAUCUGGGCAGUAUCUUGUAUGUGA
This is a messenger RNA of Prunus armeniaca (apricot), 429 nucleotides long. Lineage: Eukaryota; Viridiplantae; Streptophyta; Magnoliopsida; Rosales; Rosaceae. The record is from the annotation of a GenBank genome assembly.